AUGUCUACACCCGAAAACCCUCACACCCUUCAAGUCGACUUUAAAUGGAAGAAUUUCCAAUUUCUGGUUCAAGACAAGCAAACACAAAAGCCUCUCAUCAUCGUCAAGCACAAAUGCCUCGUGCCACAUCUAAUAUUCGUCGAUGCCGAAACCGAAAAGACAAUGGGAACAGCAACCUUACACUACUUCUCCAUCCACGCAGACUGCACGAUUGGCUCCCAAUCCAUCCAACUCAAAGCCCAGAAACGACUCACUACGAAAUAUUCAUAUUUCUCUCACGCCUAUUCCGAUGACGAGAAACCAGUAGUCAUGACUUGGAUAGGCUCCGCAAAUUUGAAGAAAUGGGAUUUUACCCUUCUGGAUGAAAAUCAGGAGGCUGUGGCGCGAUACUCGACCAAUAUUUGGGCUCUUAGGAAAGUUGGAGAUAUUGAGUUUGUUGGACCGAAGGCUGGGUCUAGAGCUGUGAGAGAUGAGGUUGCUAUUACGGUCUGCACGAUUUAUUAUUGUAUGGCUGUAAGAAGUACGAAUAUGUUUUCGCUCUUCGGGACAGCGUUCUCGGAUGUGAAGCCUCUUAAAGCGGAAGAGGAGCGUGGUAAAGAAGUCUCGGAGGUUGUGAGUUAG
Ramularia collo-cygni is the source of this 621-nucleotide messenger RNA. RefSeq lists its product as uncharacterized. NCBI's taxonomy places the organism in Eukaryota, Fungi, Ascomycota, Dothideomycetes, Mycosphaerellales, Mycosphaerellaceae. The transcript is spliced from 2 exons. Bases 1 to 621 code for a protein of 206 amino acids. The record is from RefSeq and is a predicted model, not a curated record.